Messenger RNA from Phragmites australis (common reed), 4442 nucleotides. RefSeq lists its product as uncharacterized. Lineage: Eukaryota; Viridiplantae; Streptophyta; Magnoliopsida; Poales; Poaceae. The record is from RefSeq and is a predicted model, not a curated record. The coding region runs from base 2263 to 4191 and encodes 642 amino acids. The transcript has 12 exons.
ACGAACACUCGGUUCCAUGCCGACAGUCCACACCCGUCCCUCCGCACACGAUCGCCAAAAGGUCCAGCCUUUUUCCCUUUCCGCUGGCCACUUUUCCCCUGCACGGCAGCGGCUGCACCUGCCUGACCUACCUUGCCCAGCUCGCCACGGCCGUCCCGAACGGAGAACCGAACCCACCCACCCGCCGGCACGCCUCGCCCAGCAACGGCUCGCCGCCACGGAGAAGAGGAAAUUCCUUGCGACAAGCGAGCGGCUCCUCGCAGCAGAGGACAAGUGCUCGCCUCCGCCGUCGCGUGCUUUUGAUGGGGCGAUCAGGGGGCGGGUCAGGGCUUAAGACGCGGGAGAGCGGACGCGAGGAAGCGCCCAACGGGACAGCCACGGCCGGCUCUCCUUUAUCCCCUGCUUUCGUCCCUUUUGAGGACCCAUCUUUUCUUCCAUUCUUUUGGGUCCGUGCUUGCUUGUGCCCCUAAAGAAGGAUUAAACAUUCUUUUGCACAAACGCGGCCUUGUCUUUAAUGACUGUUUGUCUUUCUGCAGGGUCUACAGGUCUACCAUUUUCUUUGUUCUAGAAUUCUAAUAUUUUUGUUGGAGCUAUAAAAAGAGUACUUUUUUGAACGAGUAGCAAGAGUAUUUUUAGAUGAAGUACUUCAGGGGCAAAUGGCAAUACGUGUUCUUGUUCCCCUGGCGGAUGCAGAGGAGCCUGAUAGGAUGGGCUCAUCUAUUUCUCUCUUGCUCUUCUUCCUCCUCUAGCUCUUAAUCUUUUUUUUCUUCACUCCCUCAUCCAUGGCAAAAAUAUAUAUUUUCGGCCGUGUUUGGAACUCAGAAAUUUCAUUGCAUUCAUGUACUUUGUUUCCCAUGGAACUCUGCCAUCGCGUGCAAUUGUGUGAAAACGGGGGUGUUGAAUCCAUGCACUUCCUUACAGAAAACGUAAAUGGUGGUUCGGUUGUCCAAGGAGCCACUUCUGCAAUAUCAACACGGUUGAGCAACUAAUCACCCCACAGAUUUUGUCUUAUGUUUUUCAAAUGUAGUUUUGAAUCUUCUGAUGCAGCAUUAAGCUUCUGGAAAGUGGAAACCCUGAAAGCUUAGCUAUCAUCAGGGCAACAAAAGGUCAUUCUGCUUAAAUUUCAUCUCAUUUAAUGUCAGGCAUAUUCCACGGAUAGAGUGAUAGUAGCAAAUGCACACACUUUAGUUAUGGAGAUUCUCUACUCCCGUUUCAACUGCUGGCUUCCACUGUCACUGUGUCAUAAAACAACCUCAUCUGGACGGGGGACAUUACAGUACAGAGAUUCUAAGUGCUCGUGUCAGAUAGAUCUAGAAACCUACCUGCACCAUUAACAACUCCAACCAGCAUCAACUACCAAUAGUUCAAGAUUAAGCUUACUCACACACAAUCUCAAAACGGAAUACAUAUUAUAUACUAAUCCCUUUUGGAUUAUCUGUCAUCGUUUCGUGUGGACCAACUGCUACUUACUGUUUCGAUGCUGAAAUCUCUUACACAAGUUUGGUAGGCAGCGUGCUUGUAGUUUAUAUUUUCGAUGUGUUGUCAGUUUGGUAACACGAGGGUUGGCUGUAUUAGAGGUGGAGGCAGAAGGCAUUGCAGUAAUCUAUUCCCAUAAUCUCACUCCUACCACAUGUCAAGGUUGGGGUAGAAGCCUAAUUCGGGCACAAAUAACCAAACUGGUUCAAAAGUUUCGCUUUCCCUGGUUUCUCUAGCUGCAAAAACAAAGAAACCGGGAGGAACAAGAUUUUCAGACGUGGGCAUGCCAAAAGGUCAAGUGGUUAACCUACUGUAUUUAUCCAUCACAGCAAGGAGCCGAGGGAAGGGAAAAAGCUACGUGUGGCGUUUUCACGAGAUGUCACAGUCAACGACCUUUUUGCAGGCUCACCACUAGCGUCUCGUCGGUGCUGCUUGUGCUGCGUAUAUACACAUACACAUCUACUCAAUGGGGGUGGCUGCAGAGUAGUUUAGAGAGAGAGAAGACUUUCCUUUCCUCUCCAAAUGGCUGAAUAGUUCUUGACCUGAAGAGUGAAGGGAAGUGGUGGUAGAUGGAUGGCACUGACUGCUGUGCUGCAUAGUGCAGGGUUUGUUGGAGCUUAGCGUGACUUCAGAAGACACCAUUUCUUUAUUCUUGGAUCAUUUGGAGGUUCUUGCUUGAUUUUGGCUUCUUCUCUCCUGCCUCUGAGUUUUGAGCUCCGUGCACCAACGAAUCUCUUUUGCGUUUUGCAGCUAGUUCUUGAUUGGUUCUCGAGUUGCGCCGAGGGAAUGGAGGUGGAGGCACCGGAGAAGAAGGGGCACAGAGCUUUCGCCAAGCCUGUGAAGUCUUUCAGUUCUUCAGAACGGCACAAGCGGUCCAAGAGUUAUUUUGAGGACAUAUAUGCUAAAGAUGCUUUGCGCUCUUCAGACAAGACAUUUGCUCUGCCUAAGCCGGAAGUUGUAAAAGCUAUGGUAAAAAGUGAUGUCAAGAAGGAAGUGCAAUCUGGGAGGGGGGCACAAAGUACCUUGAGAAAUGAGAUUCUGCAACUAGAGAAGCACCUCAAGGAUCAGCAGGUUGUGCGUGGCGCCCUGGAAAAAGCAUUGGGGCCUAACGCUGCUCCGGUCAACCUGUCAUCUGAGAAUCCAAUGCCAAAGGCCGCUAGUGAACUGAUAAGGGAGAUUGCCACAUUGGAGCUAGAGGUGAAGAACAUGGAGCAGUAUCUCCUUACUCUGUACCGGAAAGCGUUUGAGCAGCAAGCACCCACAUUUUCUCCUCCUGAUCGCCGGGAAUCAUCAAAGCCGUCAGUGAGCUCGCAGUUCGGGCAGCUCAGGGAAUCGGCCAUUGAUAAGAAGCCUUGCAAGAGUAGAGGUGAUGCAGCUAUCCGGUCCAGCUACCCGCCGCCGCAUAAGAAGUGGAAUGAUCCACUGACAGAUUGUUGUGCAUCCGCUUGCGCUGAUAGAGCGAUUGAUUCUGAUGUCCUCCGCUGCCAAUCUGCAUUGUCGUACCGCGGAAUUUGUUCAUCAAGGAUACUGCCUUCAGAGGAUGAUAGUCUUGCGAGGGCUCUUCGUUCAUGCCACUCACAACCUUUCUCAUUUCUAGAGCAGGAAGGAGAGAGUGGUGCAUCGGGAAUGAUAAGCUUAGCAGAGUAUCUGGGGACUAAUGUUGCUGACCACAUCCCUGAAUCUCCAAAUAACCUGUCAGAGGAGAUGGUGAGAUGCAUGGCCGGGGUAUACUGCAAACUUGCAGACCCUCCCUUGGUUCACCAUGGUUCCUUGUCUUCACCGACAUCGUCGUUCUCCUCAACAAGUGCGAUAUCUCCACAGUAUGUGGGGGACAUGUGGAGUCCCAACUACAAACGAGAGACUACUUUGGACUCCCGUUUGAUAAACCCAUUCCAUGUCGAGGGUUUGAAGGAGUUCAGUGGACCGUACAACACAAUGGUUGAGGUUCCACUGAUCAGCCGUGAUAGCCGGAGGCUGAAAGAAGUUGAGAACCUGCUCCAGACAUACAAAUUGAUUUUGUACCGGUUGGAAGCCGUUGAUUUGAGGAGAAUGACAAAUGAAGAAAAGAUAGCAUUCUGGGUGAACAUACACAACGCCCUGCUGAUGCAUGCUUAUCUGCAGAAUGGUGUCCCGCAGAACAAUCUAAAGAAGACAUCGCUACUUGUUAAGGCUGCCUGCAAAAUUGCUGGACGCAACAUCAACGUAGCUGUGAUCCAGAGCAUGGUUCUUGGAUGCAACACACAUUGUCCCGGACAGUGGCUACGGACUCUGCUUUACCCAAGGAUCAAAAGCAAAGUGACCAAAGUGGGGCACGAGUGGCGAGCCUUUGCCGUUGCACAAUCAGAGCCUCUUUUACGCUUUGCGCUUUGUUCAGGCAGCCAUUCUGAUCCGGCGGUGAGAGUGUACACUCCGAAGCGGCUGUUCCACCAGCUGGAGGCCGCCAAGGAGGAGUUCAUCCGGGCGACGGCCGGCGUGUGGAAGGAGCAGAAGCUGCUGCUCCCGAAGGCCGUGGAGGCGUACGCCAAGGACGUCAAGCUCUCGCCGCAGGGCCUCGUGGACAUGGUCCGGCGCUACCUCCCGGAGAGCCUGAGGAUGGCCGUGCAGAGAUGCCAGCAGGGUGGCAGGUCUUCGGGCAAGGUCGUGGAGUGGGUGCCGUACAACCCGAGCUUCCGGUAUCUGCUUGCCAGGGACCUGGCGUUUCCUCACCUCAGCUGAUCCCGUCAGACCAUGAGGAUGUUCCAGUAGGUUGUGAUAAACUGAGGAUCGGAUCUCUAAAAAAAAAAAACUGAGGAUCGGUUAAAUUGAACUAGUAUAUGCGUGUAUCAUAGGAUUAGAGAGUUUGAGAAGAGCUGUGCAGAUUGUCUUGUGUGGUAGUAUCAGACUACCAUUGACGCCGUGUAAAGAGGUACUCGUUUUGUAGAUGAACAGGAGAUAGGGGAAGAAAUGAGAGGAAAUAGCCUUUGCAA